Molecule: messenger RNA, 1191 nt
Organism: Alternaria rosae
Lineage: Eukaryota; Fungi; Ascomycota; Dothideomycetes; Pleosporales; Pleosporaceae
Exons: 3
Coding region: 1-1191 (396 amino acids)
Biological process (GO): secondary metabolic process
Cellular component (GO): cytoplasm; cytosol
Molecular function (GO): carboxy-lyase activity; hydrolase activity
Source: RefSeq, a predicted model, not a curated record
AUGAGGACCUAUAUGAAGUUUCUCGUCGCAUUGACGUGGACGACUGCCUUCCCCAUUUGCGUUCGUGGAUGGCCAACUCGCGACGAGAUCAUCCAGUCCAUCUACGAACGCGCUACAGCUGACUCCAUCGACCUUGGGGCAAUACCUGGUUUUAACCUAAGCUCUGCUCUUGACAGUAUCGCCUCCACAUACCUCGAUGACCAGGAACAAGACCUGCGAAAGCGGAGCAGCUCCAAUGUUACCACCAUCAUCGACGUUCAUGCGCAUUGCGUUCCCGACUGGUAUCGCGCAAUCGCUCCAACGGCCGGCGGGAACCCGACACCGUUUUGGAACGUCAGUGGGCACCUCAACUUCAUGGCAAGCCAGGGCAUCUCGCACGCAGUCGUGGCCUUCUCCUCGCCCGGCGCAAACGCGUAUCCCGGUAAUCGAGGAGCGACAAUCGCGCUUGCUCGGCUGAUCAAUGAGCAGUCUGCGGCGUACGUGCAAGUCUACCCAAAUCGCUUCUCGUUCUACGGCGUCGUCCCGCUCCCAUACACCCAAGACGCCAUCGCUGAAGCCGCAUAUGCGCUCGACACGCUUGGAGCCGUAGGUAUCGCGCUCUACUCCAACUUCGAGGGUCGCUACCUUGGUGAUCCCGCCUUCACGCCCUUCUUCCAAGCUAUGAACGCGCGCGGCCCCGAUCAGAUCAUCUACGUCCACCCCACGACCCCGUACCUGCGCGUGAACGGCUUGCUGGUCGAAGCAAACCCAACGACCUACCCGACUGGCAACAUCGAGUUCUACUUCGAAACAGCGCGCGUACUCCAAGAUCUUGCCGUGACGCAAACAAUCCUUAACUUCACGAACAUCAACUACAUCAUUCCGCAUGUCGGUGGCGCAUUCCCAUCCGUCGCAGACCGCCUGUUGAAGUCGUUCCCUGCGAUCUACGACCGCACCCUGGCUGCUUUGCAAACGCGCUUCUUCUGGGAUUCCGCCGGCCCCACGUACUUUCACCAAAUCGGUGGCCUUCUCGCGUAUGACAUUCCGGCGUCAAAUCUCUUGUUUGGUACAGAUUUCCCGUAUGCGCCGAUCUUCACGUACGCGCCUUCGCUGGUAGGCAUCAAGACGUCGCGGUUCGUGGACGAUUCCGAACGUCUUGAUAUCUUCUUUCGCAAUGCGCAACGCCUCUUUCGCGAUAACGUAGGUGCAUAG